AAAAGCGAACGUUGGACGCCAUUUCUUGUCGGUUUCUUAUCUUUUGUUUGAAAUAACAAUUUUGGUUCACUCCUCAGAUUUGCAUAUUGAAUUAUCAAAUUAUUUGAUCCUGUGCACUGUACGCUACAAUAGGGAGGGCGCCAUCCAGUCCGAUUGGCCCUCGGUCAGAUUCGGCUCACAUCGUUCGUUCUAGGAAAAAUGGACGAGACGGACUCGGCAACGAAAGGACUGGCACUGGAUGAAGGGUCCAUAAGCGCCGCUGUUGAAACUGUGGAGGAGGGGGUGGAUUCGGAUACAGAAUCGGAGGCCGAAGUCACAACGAUGACGGUAAUAGGAGAACCGGGGAACAUCGACAUUGGAGCCGAGUCCUUACCGAACCCUGACGAUGCUGAAGCAACGUUUGCGGAAGUGACCACAGUCACUGUGGCAGGUGUUCAGGCUACCGAGGACAAUGUCUUCACCGCUACCAUGGCAACCUCAGCUUCUAUACCAGAACACGUUCUUACUGGCAGGACCACCCUGCAGAUCAGUGACAGCAUGCACCCCCAGAAAGCCACCCUGAUAGUGGUGCACACGGACGGAAGCAUUGUGGAAGCAACAGGACUGAAAGGCUCUGCCGCGGUCAUGACCUCUGGCCCCCGGACUCCCUCCACGCCGAUGACCCCCGGUCAGGACAAAGAUGGCUGCUCCAAAUACAACUGGGACCCGUCUGUGUACAACAACGAGCUGCCUGUUCGCUGCAGGAACAGCAGUGGGAUCCUGUGCAAGAACAGGCUGGGCUCAGGAGGGAAGGGCCGCUGCAUCAAACACAACAACAAGUGGUACACUCCCACGGAGUUUGAGGGUAUGGCGGGCCGGGCCAGCAGCAAGGACUGGAAGAGGAGCAUCCGCUAUGCUGGCCGCCCGCUGCAGUGCCUCAUCCAGGAGCGGAUCCUGAACCCUCACGCUGCGUCCUGCACAUGUGCGGCCUGCUGUGAUGACCUGGCCCUGUGCACAAAAGAUGGCGAGUCUUUCGGAGCAGAAAACAUAAAUAUGAUUGAUUUCCAGAACAGGGCCCAGUGUGGCCAGACAAUAACUGGUCCCGUGAGGUUGUUUGUCCCGUACAAGAGGCGUAAGAAGGACAACGACCAGCCCUCCACCCCUGAGAAGAAGGAGCUCCCCCCAGCCAAGAACAUCACGCUGGAGCCGGGAGCCACGUUCACCGUGUCCACGUCCGGACAGAUCACCACGGCCGGCACCCUGACCUUCGACCGGACGUCCGCAGACGACGCCAGCGCCAUCUUGACUGAGGGCUCAGCUUCCAGCGACGUCUUCUCCAGCAGCUCAGUGCUGACUGCUCUCCCAGCCCUGGCUAUAGCCCCCCAGCCCGUGCAGACCAAGGUGGCCCCCCCAUCCCCAGGCCUGGGAAACGGGCUGGAGGUGGGGGCCGGGGGGGCUGCGGGGCCCCUGGGCGACCCCCAGAGGACCUGGUUCUGCCUGGAGGAGACGGCCAACACGCUGCUGUCCAGCGUUCAGCAACUCAAAACCCUGAUCCAGCAGGCCAGGCAGCAGGCUGGCCAGCCCGGCCCGGCCCCCGGCCCCACCCUGGGCCCUGGGCCCCCGGGUCAGGACAAAGCUCUCAGCACCAGGAAGGAGCACACUGCAGCUCAGCCCUUCCAGAUCUCCUUCACACACCCAGACGACCCCGACGGCAAGAGAGAGCCGGAGAUCACAGAGAUCAUCAUCAACCAAGUGUGUGUGAACUGUGGGAGAGAGGCCAUGAGCGAGUGUACAGGAUGCCACAAGGUCAACUACUGCUCCACCUUCUGCCAGAGGAAGGACUGGAAGGACCACCAGCACAGCUGCUGCCAGACGGGCGGAGUCGGUUUGCAGGAGGAGGUGGCUGCCAUGGCAACCAUCGACAUGGAGAAAGUGAAGGUGUAGCCGAGGUGUCGAUGACUCUGACAGCGUCUAGACGGCAUCCCCACCUCCCACCAGCACCGAGGGGCUAACUAACCCAGACCAGGGCUAGGACCUGGACUACACACCAGACUAACUAAGCCAGGCCAGGGCUAGGACCUGGACUACACACCAGACUGGUCUUCCUGAGCAGACAGAAUCCACGAUGACGGAAUAUAUAUAUUUUUUUCUUUCUGACCAAUCCUAAUUUGAUGGUAUGCUAUAGAAAUGGUAUGCUAAAGAAAUUCUGAAAAUAGUUUUGGAGAUCUGUUAUUGGUUUUCUAGAGUCAUCUGCGGACAGAAUUAUUUUCUAAAGCAGUGUUUGCUAAACACAAGACUGUACAUUGUUUUCCUUCAGCUGUGUGUGUGGGAACACAUGUUCCCUAACAUUUCUUCCACUGUGACAUAUUUAAUUCAACAAUAUAUUUUGUAUUUAUUUAUUUAUGAGUACAUGAUGUUGACUAAGCAUUUAAAUGGUUCAGCCUAUCAUAUGUGCUGUAAUAAAUAUGUAAAAAGUGAACGUACCUGCCUCAAGAGUUCAUUAAAACCUCCAGUUU
Osmerus eperlanus (European smelt) is the source of this 2495-nucleotide messenger RNA. RefSeq names its product DEAF1 transcription factor (gene deaf1). Gene Ontology annotation, biological process: regulation of transcription by RNA polymerase II. Gene Ontology annotation, molecular function: DNA binding; DNA-binding transcription factor activity, RNA polymerase II-specific. The record is from RefSeq and is a predicted model, not a curated record. Lineage: Eukaryota; Metazoa; Chordata; Actinopteri; Osmeriformes; Osmeridae. Gene Ontology annotation, cellular component: nucleus. The coding region runs from base 199 to 1923 and encodes 574 amino acids. The transcript is spliced from 14 exons.